This is a messenger RNA of Pelobates fuscus (common spadefoot toad), 3039 nucleotides long. RefSeq names its product solute carrier family 46 member 2-like. The record is from RefSeq and is a predicted model, not a curated record. Gene Ontology annotation, molecular function: transmembrane transporter activity. The coding region runs from base 159 to 1568 and encodes 469 amino acids. Gene Ontology annotation, cellular component: membrane. Lineage: Eukaryota; Metazoa; Chordata; Amphibia; Anura; Pelobatidae. The transcript has 5 exons. Gene Ontology annotation, biological process: transmembrane transport.
CUUGCUGCAUUAGGCACACACUAGGUGUACAAGUGUCGAACAGCUCCUAAGAAUCAUCUUGCAUUAGUUUUUACAGUCUCGUGCAGAAACUCCCUGAUACCACAUUCACUGAGAGCAGAACAUUGCAUGAUUUAUGCUGAAGAUCUACUGCUGAAAUCAUGUGGAUGUGGAUACGCAGGAGAAUGUCGUGUUUUGUUUUAUUGCCAACAAUUGCUAUAAUAAGAACAUGGAUUGACCCAAUUGUCGCCGGUGCCCAAGUUGCCAGCUCUUUCUAUGACACUGGACUGCUUCUGGCGGUAAAGAAUCACUACAACCAUACUAUAGAUGCUUCUAACAGCUCUAGCGAGGACGCAUUACAAAAAGCCAUCUCCAACUUCUACAUCAUCCACAACCUAAUUCUAGGGUUAGCCCCUUUGCUCUCGGCUUAUAUCCUGGCAAGAAUUAGUGACAAGGGGAAUCGAAAGAUCACCAUCUGUGUACCUCUAGCUGGGUACCUCAUUUCUAGGUUAUUCCUAUUGUUUGUCAUUCUCUGGGACUGGCCAAUAGAAAUCAUGUAUGGAUCUGCAGCGCUGAAUGGUUUAACAGGCUGGUUUACAGCCUAUUGGUCUGGUGUGAUGGCCUGGGCUUCACGAGGUUCAUCUGAGAGCAGAAGAUCUCUGAGACUUAUCAUCGUUGAACUGGUGUAUGGACUGGCAGGGUUCAUAGGCAGUUUGGCAUCUGGUCACAUAUUUGUGCAUUUUCAAAUUACCAGGCACAAUGGUGUUGUCCUUGUUUCCUGCAGCCUUGCACUUUAUUUAUUUUGCCUCCUGUACAGUAUUUUUGUAUUAAAGCCCCCACAUGUCGAGGGUAUACAGAACGUUAAUUCUAUACCAAGUGACAGUGAAAACAAAGUUGCAGCACCAACAGAAAAUUCCAGGCUACUUGGCGCCUAUUCUGAUGGACAAGCUGCUUCCAUCCCGGCUAUCAACACCACGCUCCCACCAAAAGUCUUGAUAGCCCUACUUUUCACUGGAGCCAUCUUCUACAAUGUUGCUGUCAGUGGAGCUGUAGACGUGCUUCCAUUUUAUGUGAUAAAAGAGCCGCUAAGCUGGGGCCCAGUGUUCAUUGGCUAUGGCAGUGCUGCUGGGUACCUGAUAUUCAUCACCAGCUUCUUAGCUGUGUAUAUUUUGUCCGGGCGUGUGAAGGAUCUCGUCCUAACGUGUAUUGGCAUUGUGUCCUUCUGUGCGGGUAUAAUAAUCAUGGCCUUUGUGCAAAAAACAUACUUAUAUUACAUAGCCCGUGCUGUGAUGAUGUUCUCUCUCAUACCACUACCUACCAUCAGAUCUGUCCUAUCCAAGCAAGUGCAAGGUUCAUCCUAUGGAAAAAUCUUUGUUGUACUUCAGUUCUCUCUGGCAAUCUCUGCAGUGAUUACCUCCAUUGCAUUCAACAAGAUCUACCAGGCUACAUUACAACUUUUCUCUGGUUCAAGUUUUAUCCUAUCUGCUGCAAUUGCUGCUCUGAGUCUUAUUCCCAUUGGUAUUGCAGCAUAUAAGUAUCCAAAAAGACCGAAUACUGAAGCCACAACGUGACCAGAAUCCAAGAUGGCAGAGACUGAUCAAUCCUGUUUCUUUGAUGUAUAUUUCACUAAAUCUUUAUAAUGAACAUUUUAGUUCCCGUACUAGGCUCAUGUGUUUUACAAUAAAUACUCACCUAUUUCAAGCUUUAAGAAGACAGUAUAAUAUUCGUGAAAACCCCACAACAUUCGCUAACUGGAAAAGGCCUGGUAUAUUACAUGUCUUACAGUAACGAUAUCAUGAAGAAGUGGCCAAUCUACAGUUACUUGGAUUGAAAAAAAGACACAUGUCAAUCAAGUUCAGCCUUUAUACUGUGCCAGGAAAAGACUGACAGCCCCAUGGUGAGCCACACUCACCAAUUCUGCAGCCAAACACUGGGUCAGUUGGUUAUAUCCUCUAAUGUUUCCAAUUGGUCAUUGACUGUAUCCCAUCCCACCAGAGAGAUGGGUCCACCAGGGUGUGUGGAAAGUUUGAGCCUUGUUGUAAGUGUGAAAAUAUGUUUGUCUGGUUGUAGUAUUGCAGUGUUGUGAUUGCAAUGUGCUACUCACCAAAAGUUUGUAAUAUGGGAUCGUAUUUUAUGUAUGUGUGAAUUUAUUUAGAAAAAUAGAAUGUGACGGCAGAUAAGAACCAUUCGGCCCAUCUAGUCUGCCCAAUUUUCUAAAUACUUUCAUUAGUCCCUGGCCUUAUCUUAUAGCUAGGAUAGCCUUAUGCCUAUCCCACGCAUACUUAAACUCCCUCACUGUGUUAAACUCUACCACUUCAGCUGAAAGGCUAUUCCAUGCACCCACUACCCUCUCUGUAAAGUAACAGUUACUAAAAAUUAUUUUUUUAACCUUGCCUCUUGGUUUCCAAAUACAUCCUGAGGAUGUUACUUUUGCCCAGCAUCCAGGGGAUGUUACUAUUGCGACCCCCAAGGUUGAACAGAUUCUACUGAUGAAACAUUAGCCCACUGAGCUAUAUCACCGGGCUGUUUAGCAGAUAUACCCCAAUCUCCAGCAUAUCAGGUGGGGGUGUAAGGGAGGUUUUAUACUAUAGUUAGAUGAAGGUCAUAUUGACCCCUUUGGGCUUUGUAAAACUUUUUACUUUGGUGGCUGGCUAGUGAUAGUUUUUAACGAUUUGCCGCCUGGCUGCUAGCACUGGUAGUUUAUCCCACAAUGUAAUAGAGUUGGUGAUUAAGCGAGCAGUAGAAUAUGCAAGAGGGCUGGAGCAAUUUGGUAACCAGAUAAAAAUAAACUAUGGGAUCAAUGGCCCCUACUGACUGAAGAUGAAUAGUUCCAAGUUAAUCCACAUUUGAAAGUUGGUAAAAUGCGUCAAUGUUAAAUCUGGGAGAGCUGUACAAGCACUGAUGUUUUAAAUGCAAAGAAAUUGGUUGCCACAUGAUUUAACUCUUACAUCGCAGAAUGGUUUUUUUUUUUUAACGAUUUGUCUCCUGGCUGCUAGCGUUGGCAGUAAGUAUGUAGAACUGAUUAUUAUAGCAAAAAGCAAG